ACAGAAUUGUACUUUCAUAAUAAACGUUAUUUUUUUUGUUAACACAUUUGACGGGUUUAAUCCAUAUCAUUGUAACAAAUAAAACUAAAAGUAAAAAAAUCUUUAAAAUUUGAAAGGUGGAAACAUCAACGAAAAGGAGUCUGUCGGAGGAUCUUCGACCACUUAUGCGACUGCUUCGAAUUUCCGGCCACUUUCUGCCUGAUUAUGAAAAGGGUGGCGUUCUGGGAAAGUCCAUCUACUCAGUGAUGCACAUUGGUCUCGGAAUUACUCACUUUAUCUUUCUCGUGAUAAAGUUGCUGAUGCAAUUUGGUGACACGGUCGCUCUUAUAAGCAACACCCUUACCAUGCUGUUUUUUCUACAUGGCAUUACAAAGGUGCUGUAUUUCGGCCUAAAACGCAAGCAGUUCUACACGACGUUGCACACAUGGGAGAAGAGCCACACGCACCCUUUAUUCGCCGCUUCCGACGCAAAGCACCGAGCGGCGUUCGCGGCCGAGACGCGGCGUUUGCUGCAGCCCAUCCUGGCGGCCACGUCCCUCACCGUCUUCUUCUGGGCCGUCCACCCCUUUGUGGGCGGGGCCGAGCACGUCAGGGUAGCCGCCGCUGCCGCCACUGCACAACCUUCGGCUUUGGGGAACGACACGUUCGCAAACCUGACGUCGCUGUCGAUGGAAGGAGAGGCGUCCAGCAUGACGGACGCGGAGCAGCGGGACACCGAGACGCGCACCAAACUGCUCAUAAACGCCUGGUACCCCUGGGACCCCUACAGCAGCAACCUCGCCUACUUCUGCACUUAUCUCUACCAGCUGUACUGGUUGGUGUUUUGCAUCUGCCAAAUCAAUCUUCUGGACACGCUAUUCUGCUCGUGGUUAAUUUAUGGAUGCGAGCAACUGCGUCACCUCAAGGAUGGAAUGCAGUGCAUGAUGCAACUCAGCGCCAGGGACAGACUCGCAACCCUCUCCAGUGAAAACGGGUACCAUUUGGAAAACGUGGACGAAUUAGAGGUUCAGGUGGCGCCGAUGGAACCGAAAAUGGCAUUUCAGAGACUCCGGCGCGUUGUGCCAAAAGAAACUCCCCCAAUUCGAAUAAACCAAACGAUUGACUCGUUGAUGCUCAAGUUCCCCGGUGCCGAAGUGAAUGGGGAGAGCUCCGAAAAUAACAAAAAGGGAGUUGUUAUCAGGUCGGCCAUCAAAUACUGGGUCGAGAGGCACAAACACAUCCUUAGAUACAUUGAAUCAAUAGGUGACUCUUAUGGUAUGGCUCUGCUUUUGCACAUGCUUACCAGCACCGUCACGCUCACACUCCUCUCCUACGAGGCCACAAAGAUAACUGGGAUCAAUUUGCACGCAUUCACAGUGAUCGGUUACCUGAGCUACACUCUUGCCCAGGUCUUUCUGUUUUGCCUGUUCGGUAAUCGUCUAAUUGAAGAGAGCGUUUCCGUGAUGCAUGCGGCGUACAGUUGUCCUUGGUACAAUGGCUCUGAAGAAGCGAAAACCUUCGUGCAAAUCGUGUGCCAGCAAUGCCAACGGCCGCUCUCCGUUUCAGGAGCAAAGUUCUUCACCGUUUCCCUCGACUUGUUCGCUUCGGUGCUCGGAGCCGUUGUGACUUACUUCAUGGUUCUCAUUCAACUCAACUAGAAUGUAGACUGACUGCAAAAAUGAAGCGCACACCGUCGUGUUAAAAUUUUAAUCUUGUAACGUUUGAAUAAAAACAUUGCAAUCGCAUUUUGUCGAGUGCAGACAGUUAA
Messenger RNA from Cloeon dipterum, 1747 nucleotides. It is a transcript of the gene Orco, whose product is annotated as odorant receptor co-receptor. The record is from RefSeq and is a predicted model, not a curated record. The coding region runs from base 165 to 1637 and encodes 490 amino acids. Gene Ontology annotation, biological process: sensory perception of smell; detection of chemical stimulus involved in sensory perception of smell. The transcript has 8 exons. Gene Ontology annotation, cellular component: plasma membrane. Lineage: Eukaryota; Metazoa; Arthropoda; Insecta; Ephemeroptera; Baetidae. Gene Ontology annotation, molecular function: odorant binding; olfactory receptor activity.